AUGUCAACUCCACCCUCAACCCCAGGAAAUGGAACUGUCGCAGUCCAGAAGAGUAGAAAGCCCCCUAAGCGAAAACCCUUAAGCUGUCUACCAUGCCGGCAGCAUAAGCUCCGGUGCGACAGGCAAAUUCCUUGUGGAACAUGCUCCCGCUAUCGCCGAGAGGACGUCUGUCGACUUCACCCAGCACCACCGAAGGGCAAGUCUCGACGAGUAGCGGCACAGCAUGUGGGAUCAAGUGCUGUUAGUGGCACCGAGCCAUUCCCACAGUCUCAUACUGUCGAGACAGCUCCAUUUCAGGCGACCAACAAUGCCCAGGCUUCCAGAGCUCCAGAGCAAAGGUCCGAACAACUCGUUGGCCAUGUACACAUGAAGUCUGCUGUCCAGGCCAUAAACUCAACUCUAGCGACUCAAACAGGAAGUGUUCUCUCCCAUGGACAAGAUCCGAUUGGACCUUCGGACCCAAUAGUCUUGUUUCCUCAGAUCCUGCCGUUACUUCAACUGCCUUCCGCAGAUGUAGAUACUUGUACCCUGUUGAGUACGGUAGAUACGAUCAGUCAGAAGUUGAGGUGGAAAACACUUCUUGUCAAUCUACUUCCAUCCAGAACGCAGUCCGACAUUCUAUUCAGCUACUUUGUUGAGCAUAUCAACUGGAUCUUCCAUACGGUUCACAUUCCAUCCUUCCGAAAAGAGUAUGCCCAGCUCUGGGAUGGACGAGUUGAGGACAUUGAUCUUAUCUGGCUUUCAUUGCUGUUUUCGAUAAUUUCGUUGGCCGCACUGUAUGUCCCAGUGAAUGCUGUUGAAUUCGUGGGGCUUCAAGGAGACACUAUUCGCCAGCAGGCUGAUCUGUGGCACCAUGCCUCUCUUCAAGCCUUGCAAGCAGGGAACUAUGAAUCCAAACCAAAUCUGACGCAGCUCCAGACUUUCUCGGUAACUCAGUUAUACUGGUAUGCCACCAACAACAUAGAAAUCCUCAAUUCUCGCAUGGCACAGGCCAUUCGACAUGCUCAGAUGAUUGGACUUGACAAAGACACUGUGACUUCGAGAAACGUUGAAGACGAGAUGAGACAUCGAUUGUGGUGGGAUCUCGUCGAUUCAGAUACAUUCCAAUCGAUCUGUCUCGAACGACCUCCUUUAAUUCAAGUACGCUUCACCAAUGUGCCGCUACCUUUGAAUUGUAACGACAUAGACAUCGGUUCGAAUUUUGUUCAUCCAAAAUCCAUGGAAGAGCCGACGUCGAUGAGUCUGAAUAUUCAGCGGGCAAGGAUAUUUCAGAUCAUCAACAAGGUGCUAGUCUCUGAUCCCUUGCAAUUCAAAUCAUUCAAUGCUAUAAGUGAACUCGAUCGCCAACUGCUCGAUAUCAUGGAAAAGCUUCCAUGGUACUUCCAGCUUGAGGCAGAUGGAAGGGGUAAACAAUUCCCGGCUUCAUAUGACUUCCUCAGCUGGCAACACCACAUUCUGCGUACAUGUGUCAGUACCCAGCGAAUCCGCAUGUACCGUCCAUUCUUAGCAGAUCGCACCAACACUGCGUGGACAAAUUGCCUUGUCGCGGUCGAAGAUGCUAUGGCUGUUUAUCGGACGCUGCGAGAAAACAAAUCUGUCGGCAUGCGGCAGAAGUUCUUCCCACAAGCCUACCAAGUAUUUUCGGUGGCGGUCACAAUGGUCACGAUGCUACUGGUCGAGCGUUCAAUGCCACAUUUCACUCGCUUCAAGCGAGAUAUUGAGGCGAUGACGGCUGAUUUGGGGCUUGUCGAUGAACAAGCAUGUCCAGUUCCGGUAGCAGUCAAUGGAAGAAAAGUACUCUUGAAAAUGCUUGCUCUCUUGGAGCAAGGCUGUUCACCUGAAGAUGCUGAAGGUCUAGUGCCUAACAUUUCCAGUGUGAUUGGUGGUGAGAACACGACUCGAGCUUACUUAGGCCGGCGAGGGCUGCAGGAAUCCCCUAGUCAGGUUCCACUUUCGGAUGUGACACCGCAACAUCAACCUCGUCAACAAUUUUCACAGAAUCAUGAAGUAAAUGGAGUUCUCCAAAAUGAAGAACUGACCUCGGCAUUCGAACCUAUUGCUCAAAUUGCUCCAGACGAUGAGACAUCACUGAUGCCAUUUCCUGAGCCUUCAGAUUUCAGUUUCGAUUUUGACGACUUCCAAUUGAGUGAUACCUACGAUCUGUUCGGCUGGGACAUGACUGGGUUACUUUCGGGCGCUGUUGCAUCGGCUAAUAACAGCCAAAGACUUCGUACGGAAGAAGAGACGGGUACAGUCAUAUUGUAG
Messenger RNA from Exophiala bonariae, 2265 nucleotides. RefSeq lists its product as uncharacterized. The transcript is spliced from 3 exons. Gene Ontology annotation, molecular function: zinc ion binding; DNA-binding transcription factor activity, RNA polymerase II-specific; DNA binding. The coding region runs from base 1 to 2265 and encodes 754 amino acids. The record is from RefSeq and is a predicted model, not a curated record. NCBI's taxonomy places the organism in Eukaryota, Fungi, Ascomycota, Eurotiomycetes, Chaetothyriales, Herpotrichiellaceae. Gene Ontology annotation, biological process: DNA-templated transcription; regulation of DNA-templated transcription.